Zasmidium cellare ATCC 36951 is the source of this 1380-nucleotide messenger RNA. RefSeq lists its product as uncharacterized. The transcript is spliced from 2 exons. Gene Ontology annotation, biological process: dephosphorylation. The record is from RefSeq and is a predicted model, not a curated record. Lineage: Eukaryota; Fungi; Ascomycota; Dothideomycetes; Mycosphaerellales; Mycosphaerellaceae. Bases 1 to 1380 code for a protein of 459 amino acids. Gene Ontology annotation, molecular function: phosphatase activity.
AUGGCAAUGGACAGUUGGCAUGCGCCGGACAAGUACUAUGUCAAUAAUCUGCAUACCGCCAUCAACGGGACGGGGGUUUAUGGGUUUAUUUUCAAUUCCAGCCAGGCGCCGCUGAAUACGUACGACUGGUGCAAUAUGCCGCAUACGAAUCCGAAGACUUAUCCGAGGGCGGAUAGGGACUACAAGCUGGAGUAUGUCGAGUUGAUCCAUCGCCACCACAAGCGCACGCCGUAUGCAAGUAAUACAUUCCCGAGGGAGGGUUAUUCGUGGGAUUGCGACGACGAGGGACUCUUCUAUGGCGGCAAGCCUCUCAAUCCGUAUGGCAACGCUGCGGCUUCGACGUACUGGGAUGUGUAUACAUCCGCUGUGAAUCCAUUUCCGCCGCAGGGGUUCAAUGGGACUUGCCAGUUCCCGCAGAUCACGAGGGGUGGGCUGGACGAUAGUCAUCAACAUGGUGCUGAUCUCAAGAGCGUUUACUCGGAUAUGCUGCGCUUCAUUCCUGGGAACUACGAUCCGAAUGUGGUCUCUUACAGAGUGUCCAACAAUGUCAUCACUUCUCAGGUCGCCAGCAUGCUUGUUGCUGGGAUGUAUCCUGAGCGCAAGAACAAGGACACGCCGUUGCUCAUUCAACCGGACAGCAUCGACUCGCUGGAGCCGACGUACAGUUGCCCGGCUGCAUCUAGCCUGUUUGGCAGCUACGGCUCUGGUAGUUCCUCUCCAGCUUGGUUGGAACACAUCACGGCCUCGCAGCCUCUCUACAAUCGUCUCGACGCAUUGUCCGGCGUCAGCCCGAGCGAUGGUGGUUGGCACAUGAGCUGGGACCACUACUUCGACAACCUCUCAGCGCGUCAGUGCCACAACAAGCCUCUCCCUUGCAAGAUCGGCGACUCAAGCGACUGUGUCAGCCAGGCCGAAGCCAACGAGGUCUACCGACUGGGCGAAUACGAAUACAGCUUCAUCUACCGCGACUCAAGCCAAUCCCUCCCCGCCAGCGUCGGCAGCUACGGCGUCUGGGUAGCCGAACUCGCCCAAAACCUCCGCCACGCAAUGGACGACGGCCAAUCCGCCGAAGACGGCGCGGCCCCCUCGAGCGUGAAGUACAGACACAACAUCGCGCACGACGGAUCCGUCUCCAGACUGCUCUCCAUCUUGCAGAUCGAGCGCAUGGUCUGGCCGGGCAUGGGCGCGGAGGUUGUCUUUGAGCUGUACAGCCGACGAGGCUGCUACUUCCUGCGGGUGCUGUGGGGAGGACAGAUUAUGCAGUCGAGUCAUCCUUCUUUUAGGAGGUUUGAUAUGGUGCCUGUUGAUGCGUUUUUGGCGUACGUUGAUGGGCUGGUGGGACGGGGGGCGAGUAAGGUGCCUGGGUUGUGCCAGAGCUAA